AUGAGGACUUAUUUUGAUUCUGACAACAACGGCCAGAAGCUGAGAGAUGAGGACGAAGAGGAGGCGCAGAGGCUUGAGGGCGAAUUCACAUCUAACAUUUCCGUACAAACGGAUAAAGACUCGAAGGAGGAUGAAUCAGCGGCGAAGACGAGGAGUCAACAGGGGUAUGGACCUGGCUCCGGCGUCGGCGCUUAA
This is a messenger RNA of Aspergillus udagawae, 195 nucleotides long. RefSeq lists its product as uncharacterized. The transcript is spliced from 2 exons. The coding region runs from base 1 to 195 and encodes 64 amino acids. The record is from RefSeq and is a predicted model, not a curated record. Lineage: Eukaryota; Fungi; Ascomycota; Eurotiomycetes; Eurotiales; Aspergillaceae.